CAUACUGCAAUACAUAUGCAACUAGAAGUACAUUUGGAUCAGUGCAUAGAACUUUAUUUAAAUUUUGCUUGUUAACAAAAACAUUUCUUUCAGGUGAGGAUCCUUCAUCAGUUUGCGUGAGUUUGAGUAUUGAGAAACAUAUUUUUUUCAAUAGAUGAGGCAACAACCUAAAGAAGACGGUAUGAUUAUGUAUUCAAAUGCAUCUGCUGGGGAAUUUCUAACACUGGCACCAUUGGGUUUAUCUGCUACACAUGUUUAUCCAGCGUUUGUAUUUGGUGCACUUACUUAUUUUAUUAUUGUAUUUUGCAACAUGUUGGUUUUAACAACUAUUGCUGUGAGUAAAAAGCUACACAAGCCCAUGUUUAUCCUGCUGUUCAACUUGCCCAUUAGUGACAUGUUGGGUGCUACAGCUUUUUUUCCUCAGCUUCUGCUCAGCAUUGUGACACAGAACAGGGUGAUUUCAUAUCCUGCAUGUAUUACUCAGGGUUUUCUGAUUCACUUUUAUGGUACAGGAAAUCUGCUGAUCUUGACUGCCAUGGCAUAUGACAGAUACAUUGCUAUAUGUUGUCCUUUAAGCUAUAAUACCAUCAUGAGUCAAAAUAAUUUAAUCAGAAUUAUUAUUAUUGUGAUAUGGUUCCUUAAUUUCUCAAUGAUGUUAACAUUGUUUUUUUUGGUUGUGCGGUUUAAAGUUUGCAGGACAAAUAUAGUGGAUUUGUGCUGUAACAAUCCAUCAUUAGUGAAACUGGUCUGUGAGGACACCAGAUUGAACAACUACUAUGGAAUGGCUAUUAUAAUUGUGCUUCAGGGUGGACCACUGUUGAUAAUAAUAUACACAUAUGCACAGAUCUUGCGUACAUGUGUCAUGACUAAUCAUACAGAUGCCCGGAGAAAAGCCAUUCAAACAUGUGGUACACAUUUAGUUGUUUUCUUAUUUUUUCAAAUCAAUACUACCUUUACACUCAUUGCUCAUCGUAUUGAGAGUGCAUCCCCUUUCAUUAGAAGAGCUCUUGGUGUGUCAGUUUUAAUAUUUCCCCCUUUUUUGGACCCAAUUAUAUAUGGACUGAAAACUGCAGAACUAAAGCAGAGCAUGUUACUGUACCUAAAAAGAAAGGCUUGUUCGACCAAGUUGUAAUCAGUUUUCAAUUUUGAUUUGAAUGAUUACAGGAAUCACAGCCAGUGUGGAAAUCUUAUGCAUGUCU
Molecule: messenger RNA, 1199 nt
Organism: Epinephelus moara (kelp grouper)
Lineage: Eukaryota; Metazoa; Chordata; Actinopteri; Perciformes; Serranidae
Product: olfactory receptor 52B2-like
Exons: 1
Coding region: 155-1132 (325 amino acids)
Biological process (GO): G protein-coupled receptor signaling pathway
Cellular component (GO): membrane
Molecular function (GO): olfactory receptor activity; G protein-coupled receptor activity
Source: RefSeq, a predicted model, not a curated record